UUUCAGUCGGUGAAGAAACGAGACGAUCGAAGAAGUGAAACAGAGAAAAUAAAAAUCAUCCCAAGAGGAAACAAGCAGAAAGAAGAAGAAGAAGAACUUUGUGGUGUCAAGGUUUAGCUCCUCCCACUGAUGACAGCGGUGAGUUUGGCUCCGCCCACGCCUCCACAGCUCCGUCAUGGCUGAGAAAAAGCGAUCAGGUUUACCUCCGCUGCCUUCGCCGUCCCAUCACAACGGAAGGAUCAAGUGUUCUCCGCUUCCCCACCGUAAUGGGGGUCUGGAGUCCAUCCCGGGACGCAGCACUGCCCCACCCCAUGCACCCAGCAGCAGGACCUCCAGCUCCCCCCUCAGGACCCUGCGGACCCUUGGAGGUCUCAUGAGUCCCAUGGCGGGUCCCAGUCCUGAAGACAGCCCUGGCUCCAGCAGGCCCCGGGGUCAGAGUCUGGGGUCUGCUCUGAGCUCCAGGACCAGAUCCCUGAGCUCCAGAACCAAGCGCAGGAGCAGCCAGCAGGAGGAGCCAGAGGCCCUGCUGGACCUGAUCCUGGAGUGUCAGGGUCAGAGACUCGAGGACCAGAGAGCCAGCCUCAGCCUGCUGCCCGACCCAGGACCGGCUGCUCUGUGUGGAGCCUGCAGCCCGGACCAGCCCCCACUGCCCGGUCUGGACUUUUACUACAUGCUCAUUCACUACCAGUCUGACAGAAUGGAGGACCAGAGGUGCUCCUUGCCUGAUCUGGACGAUGUGGUGGGUUCGGUUCCGGAGGGUCAGGAGGACUUCUUCAGUCUGGUUCAGAGAGUCCAGUCCAGAAGGAUGGACGAGCAGCGAGCCUCGCUGACGCACACAGAGGACGAAGUCAGCACACACACGGCUGGCUCCUCCCCCCAUCAUCAUCAUCAGCAUCAUUAUCGUCCCUGAUGAAGAGUCUGAGCUGGUGCUCUUUAAACUGUUUCAGACCGUCUGACUGUGGACCACAGUGUGGAUCUCGUCAUCAGGAUCCAGGUGUAGAUGUGACCCUGACCUCAGACCUCUGACCCAAACAGCCCUGAUGUCUUCCUGCUGUACGACGUCUUAGCAGUUAAAGGUUUCUGUUUGUUCUGGACCACUGAGUUUACGCGCACUAAUGCUCCUAACCCUGAAUCUGAAAGAGGUCCAUAAUGAGUCCUCCCCUGACGGACACCUGCAGGAAUAUUAUUGGAGGUUAUGGGAGAUUCAUUCUCAGCUCAGCAGGAAGGUUUUUCCUUUUCAGAAUAAGAGCAAAACCAGAAUAUUUUGUGUUUGUAAACUUUUUCUUCAUAACAUGUGUUGAUUGUCUCUGACCUGCUGUUCCCUCCACUGACCUGUCCCCCUGUGGGAAAGAGUCCCUGAACCGGCUCCUGGACCACUUACUGAACAGGGUUUUCAAAUCCUGAGAAAGUCUGUGGACGAAUCCUGAUGAGUUGCUGAUUGGGUCUUUGCUGAGCCCUCAGGGUCCUGGACAUCAGACCACACAGACCAUAUCCACAGUCUUUCCUGAAUAAUUACUUUUAUUAUGUUUCUGCUGGCGUCCGCUCCACAACAGACUCCUGAACACGCUGCUGACCCAAUUUUAAUUUAAAAACUUGAUUUUUACUUGAAAACCUGAGUUUUACUUUGAAAACCCAAGAUUUUACUUUAAAAAU
Centropristis striata (black sea bass) is the source of this 1653-nucleotide messenger RNA. Its product is annotated as G-protein-signaling modulator 1-like. The transcript is spliced from 4 exons. The record is from RefSeq and is a predicted model, not a curated record. The coding region runs from base 176 to 910 and encodes 244 amino acids. Gene Ontology annotation, molecular function: protein binding; GTPase regulator activity. Lineage: Eukaryota; Metazoa; Chordata; Actinopteri; Perciformes; Serranidae.